This is a messenger RNA of Penicillium mononematosum, 879 nucleotides long. Its product is annotated as VIT1/CCC1 transporter family protein. The record is from RefSeq and is a predicted model, not a curated record. Gene Ontology annotation, cellular component: fungal-type vacuole membrane. NCBI's taxonomy places the organism in Eukaryota, Fungi, Ascomycota, Eurotiomycetes, Eurotiales, Aspergillaceae. The transcript has 3 exons. Gene Ontology annotation, molecular function: iron ion transmembrane transporter activity; manganese ion transmembrane transporter activity. The coding region runs from base 1 to 879 and encodes 292 amino acids. Gene Ontology annotation, biological process: intracellular manganese ion homeostasis.
AUGGCAUUCCUCUUCAUUAAGCAGAAGCUUUUCCCUACAAACGAUGCGGACAAAAUACGAUCAGGCAAGCGCCUCCUCGCCCGCAUUGACGACGAUGAUACCAUCCGCGGAGACUCCGAUCAAGAUCUCGAGUCCCAAAGCACCCGCUCCUACGAUACCUUCGGACGGUGCAACAGCCCGGACGAAUCAACAUCAACCACCGCCAGCAACUCCAGCACUCGCGUGCGCAUCAACCCGCGUAUCGUCUCAGAUGCCAUUCUCGGCCUCUCAGACGGGCUGACCGUACCCUUCGCCCUGAGCGCCGGUCUAUCCGCACUCGGAAACACAAAAGUGGUUGUGCUGGGUGGACUCGCUGAGCUGGCAGCCGGAGCCAUCUCAAUGGGGCUUGGUGGAUACGUCGGCGCAAAGAGUGAAGCACGGAUUCACAAGAGACUCGCGCCAUGGUGUGCGAGACCUUUUUCUCCGUACGGGCUGUCAGACUCGGCGGUUGCGGAUAUCACGCGUGACUUGCAUGCGUCUCAAGACCGCCUGCUUGAGUUCCUGAUUACUUUCUAUCAUCGUGAGACGGCCCCUGACUGUAACCAAGCGUGGACUUCGGCCAUCACUCUCGCGCUGGGUUAUUUUAUUGGCGGAUUUAUUCCGCUUAUCCCGUACUUCAUUGUUUCGCAGGUUAUGACAGCGCUGUACUGGAGUAUUGGUGUUAUGGCGAUUACCCUGCUUGUGUUUGGGUAUGUUAAGACCUGUGUUGUGCGAGGCUGGUCUGGCCGGGCCAAUGUGCUGGCUGCGAUCUGGGGUGGAGUGCAGAUGUGUUGUGUCGGAGGUGUCGCUGCUGGCGCGGCGAUUGGAUUGGUUCGAUUCAUUGACAUGGGCAGUACUUGA